Messenger RNA from Poeciliopsis prolifica (blackstripe livebearer), 6297 nucleotides. It is a transcript of the gene znf319b, whose product is annotated as zinc finger protein 319b. NCBI's taxonomy places the organism in Eukaryota, Metazoa, Chordata, Actinopteri, Cyprinodontiformes, Poeciliidae. Bases 452 to 2296 code for a protein of 614 amino acids. The record is from RefSeq and is a predicted model, not a curated record. The transcript has 3 exons.
GUUCAUGUUCCCGUGCGCGGCCAGGGGCUCCGCAGCUAGCCCUCAGCUAGCCUCCAAUUAAUAGCAAAAUCACCAUCUUCUCGCCAGUCGAGAGGAUGCAUCAUGAGCCCGACAAAUGAUUCGAAACGGAGCAGUUAAGGGUUGACACGGGACAGUUUAAUGACGCUACAUUUUCGGCCCCCGGCUCCGGGAGCCCCAGCGCUUCAACAAGGCGAGCGUCAGAGCUCCGUCUGCGGAUGUUAAUUUGUUGUGAAUUUGUUGUUGGGGGAGCAGCUAACCUUCGUCAUAUUGAACCACGAGUUUCCCUUAGGAUUGGCAGAAAGCUCCAGAUGUAACUCAAGGAUAAAGUGAAAGUUGUUUCCCCCCAUCUUCUCCAACAUCUGCUUUUCUUCAGUGAGUUCCAGUUUAAGCCUUCAAAGCCUCGGUCACGGCUCCUUCGCAGAGCUAAGAGAUGGACUGGGCCACUCCAUCUGCCAAACUGAAUCCGUACUCGCGAGCCCGCAUGACAGAGGCCUGGCAGCAGCACGCCGUCGCUCCGCCUCCGGUUGUCCACGCCAUCCCAGCAGGAGCUGAAAACGCUUUGAGCUGUGCGGUGUAUGGGAUCGUGCUGCAGUCGGACGCCUCAUCGUUGCAGCAGCAGCAUGGAGGUGGACAGCAGCAUGCGGGAACGCAACAACAUACAGGUGGACAGCAGGGGCAACAUCCUUCUCAAGCCCAGCAAAGCUCUCUGCAGGUGGGAACAGAGUCAGGACACAAGUGUGGGACGUGUGGACAUGACAUCUCCCACCUGGCUAACCCACUUGAACACCAGUGCAUGGUGAGUCAGGACAGGUCAUUCCAGUGCACUCAGUGUCUAAAGAUCUUCCAUCAGGCCACAGACUUACUGGAACACCAGUGCGUUCAGGUGGAGCAGAAGCCGUUUGUGUGUGGAGUAUGUAAGAUGGGCUUCUCUCUUCUCACCUCGUUGGCUCAGCACCACACGUCGCACAAUAGCAGCAACCCCAUGAAGUGUUCCAUAUGCGAGAAGACGUAUCGGCCGGGCUCCUCAGGGAACACGACACCAACGUCCUCGAGCAGCUCCCAGCCGUCCAGCAGCGACGGGGCGUCAGCGGGCAGCAGUUCGUCCAUCUUGCCUUUCCCCUCGGCUCGGGACCGUCCGUACAAGUGCUCCGUCUGCCAGAAGGGCUUCAAGCACCUCUCAGAACUCACGCGACACGAGAGGGUGCACACAGGGGAGAAACCCUUCAAAUGCGACACGUGCGACAAGGCUUUCAGCCAGUCCUCGCACCUGCAGCACCAUCAGCGGACGCACAGCAACGAGAGACCGUUCAAGUGUGCUGUGUGCGAAAAGAGCUUCAAGCACCGCUCGCACCUCGUCCGCCACAUGUACGUUCACUCGGGCGAGCACUUGUUCAAGUGCAACUUGUGUGAGCUGCACUUCAAAGAGUCGUCGGAACUGCUUCAUCACCCCUGCCACCCGCAGGGUUCCCGACCGUUUCGUUGCGCCACAUGCGGAAAAGGGUUUAAACGGCCGUCGGACCUGCGGCAGCACGAGCGCACGCACUCCGAGGAGCGGCCCUUUCACUGCGACGAGUGCCAGAUGAGCUUCAAACAGCAUUACGCGCUCGUGCGCCACAGACGGAUGCACAAAGACCCCUCGGACCGACCUUUCAGAUGCAGUUUGUGUGACAAAGGCUUCAUGCAACCCUCGCACCUUCUCUAUCACCAGCAUGUUCACGGCAUGGACAACCUGUUCAAGUGCGCCUCCUGCCAGAAGGAAUUCAGCCAGUCAGGAGAGCUACUCAGACAUAAGUGUGGGGAGUCAUCCAACUCCUCGCCGGACAAGCCGUACAAAUGCGACGUCUGCGGGAAGGGAUACAAAAAGAGCUCCACCUUGCAGCGCCACCAGAACUCCCACUGCCAGGAGAAGCCGCUGAAGUGCUCGCUCUGCGACCGGCGCUUCCUGUCCUCCUCGGAGUUCGUCCAGCAUCGCUGCGACCCAUCCAGGGAGAAGCCCCUGAAGUGCUCUGACUGCGAGAAGCGCUUCAAGUACUCGUCGGACCUGAACCGCCACCGGCGUGUGCACACGGGAGAGAAACCCUUCAAAUGCGACCACUGCAGCAAGGGUUUCAAACAGCGCGAGCACUUGAUCAAACACCAGAGCACGCACUCCCGGGAGGGCCAAUUCAAGUGUGUAUGGUGUGGAGAGCGCUUCAGUGACUUGGGCUCUUUGCAGGAUCACACUGUGCAGCACACGUCCGACGGAGACGGUUACAAUGUGCCACAGUGUAUGUGAGCCAUGACUUUUUAAAAAAAAAUUCCCUGAAUGGACAGAACCAUCAACACUCCACCCAGAGGCUGUUUAUGAAUCCAAACAUCUCUCUCGUUCGGGGCAGUCCUGGGCUGCAUACCGUUUUCAGAUUUCUUAGAUCACAGUAAAUUAGAAACUCUGGGUCUAGUUGAACAGUCAAGAUAAAAACUCUCCAAAUGUCUUUUUUUUUAGUUAUUUCUCUAACAUUUGAAAACAAAAGAUAUAAAGAACAUUGGACAAAAAUUGCACUUAAACUAGAGAUGCAUCAAUUAGUCAAACAGUGAUUAGGAUCAGCCCAUGGUCUCAUCAUUCAAUACUAAUUUAGAGAUGGACAAUACUGUAUAUGAAAUCCCACUCUCACUUACAAAAUCAAUCUGUGGAACAUCACAAUCGCAAAGGACUACUUGUAUGCAAUAUUAGAUGCAAAAACUGGCAUGGUCUUGGAAUCUCUUCCUUUUCUGUCUGAUUCAAAACUAUCAAACAACUGUUAACAUAUUUUAUUUUCUCUUUCAUGUGAUAUAGUGGUUUGAGAGGAAAACUGGAAUCAAUAGUUAAAGCCCAAAUAUCAGUAUCAGGCCAGAAAAGCUUGAUUGGUGGAUCUGUAAUUAAAAUAAGUCUUUUGUAUUCCAUUGAAUCAUAGAUUAUUUAUCACAUAUAAAUCAUGUAAGUAAGCUAAAAUACAAGGCUAAAUGAAACUUAAUUUCAAAGACUUGUUAUUUAAAAAGUUAAAGGUGAUUUAAAACCAACAAGUCAUGUCUUGGGCAAUUUAAAAACUCUCCUAUUUAUUUAGACGCACUGCAGAAAAAUGUGUAACGUCUCCUUUAUUUUCAUGAAGUACGGCCUGGCAUUUUCUAUCAGAAAACAUUUCCAGUUUAAUUCAUUCUUUUAGGAAUCUUCUUGAGUUAAAAGAAGACUGUUCAACUGGACUCUUCUCUUUUCUUCUUUACCUUGGUAUUUUAUUUGUCCAACCCAUGCUCAGUCAUAGCAUUAUGGAGGUUAAAACAGAGAUGUACUCGACCACUAGCGCCGCCGUCAGGCCUCUUCUGGUUCAUGAUUACUCUUAAAAUAUUUGAUUUUACUUAUUAACCCCCAGCUAUGUUGAAUAGACAUUCAAUUUUAAACUGUUUUCCCAUUUUGCUCGCGUGAAUCUGAGGGGACCUCAAAGCGUUGGCGCUUCAAAACAACAUGGAGCAUCUACAGCAAAAAUGCUACCACUGCAAAUCUUCAAACGUACUUGCUGUUUGCUACUAAAACAUCCGUUUUAGUAAUACGAGUGGAUCCAUUCGAUCCUCUUAAAUCAUUUACUGUUUUUCGAUUUCAUUUCCUUUUUUUUUUUGCUUUGUUUUUCUUCCCACUCUUCUCUCAUGUUUAAUACUUUUAGAUGAGAAUGACCAGUUAUGAUGAAAAGAGAGUACACCCUCCUGUCUAGAGUUUGACAUAUCAAGACAUAAUGAUGGUGAGCCGGUCUUUAUGAGGUUCCACACUUUUUACAGGCUGACACACGACUGAGCUGUUGUCGUUAAUUAAACAAAGAUAAAGUAGAAAAACUAAGUGCACAUCACGGUGCAAUCGCUCUUGGCAGUAAUAACGUCAAAGCUUUUUUUGUGUCACUAUAUCAGUCGCUCGAACUGUUGUUGUACUUAACGCUGACACACUAUCCUUGGAUUUCUGCAAACACAGUACCGUGAAUUAUAGCUCAGCCUCUCUACGUUAGUCUUGUCUGUGCAAAUUACUCUCCAUUGUUCCAAAGGUCUUGUAGCUCAUUCAAAUGCAACAUUGUAAAUCUCGUUAUCCCACAAUUACUUUUACGGAGAGAAAAACUAUUCUUCAACCCUUUAAAAAAAAAAAAAAAAAAUCACACUUCAGUCUUUGCUAAAUAUGCUGCCAGGAACUUUAAUUUGCUAAAUGAGGCUUGUAGAGUCUGAGAUGCAGCUCAGCACUGCACAACCCGAUGCUGAGGUAAAUACUGUUUGAACACUAUCUUAUGGAAACUGCUGUUUCUUUCUUUUACAUAGUCUGUUUCACUGAAGAACGGUGGACUACAAAUGAUGCUGUAAUAAGAAGUUUAUGGGCAGCUUGCAUUUUGGCAUCGUGUUAACUUAUUUCCUUACUUUUCCAUUUUCGCUUCAUCUUUUAUAAAUAAUGACUGUGUGGAAUCUGUUUUGUAUGGCAGAAUUCAGAUCUGAAUCACUUUAGAACUGGGCUACAUCCUGACAUGUGAAAUCAGAGAGUGUACGUUCUUUUUAUUGUGACUGGAGCUUCACAUCUAACUUUGUUUAUCUCUAUAGUACCAUUGUGAACCUAUUGUCACAUUCGUAUAGCAGAGGGCAUGUGCUCCCCAUGUUUUAUUUCAGGUGCUGCUAGUAUUACUAGUAUAUAAUGCUGUGCCAUGUAGGGUUCAGACUUUCUACAGAACCGAAUUUAACCACCAGUUAAAGUCCAAAUGAUUCAAUCUAAUGAAACCUGCCAGUUUAGACAUAUAUAGAAUUGUUAACAUAUUUCGAUUCAUUGUUCUCAUCAUACUCUCUCUGUGUGUACAUAUGAGCCAAAAUGAUCUGAAAUAUCUGAAGUUGUUUUUCUGAAGAUUUUUUACUAUGUGAAAUGUUUUGACAAAUUCUCUCCUUUUUUUUUUCUUCUUUUUUUUUGUGAUCGAUGUUUUUCUGGUCUGUGUAGUUUUAUGGUGCCAGUGUGUUACUGGGACUCUAGAAGAGAAACCUUUGUGAGAGUCUGAUUGUGUGAAUGUAAAAACUGCAUUUUAAACGGGGGAUUUCAGAGCGAUAAGAACUGAUUUGACCGUCUCUCCGCCUUUGUUUUUUUGUUAAAGUUUGUCCAGGCCGAGCUGCUCCUCUAGGACUGUUCUGCACCUCUGUGCUAAAAGACUCUGGAGUUUAUUCUGUUGUUUCCUGUUAAGUUGUGUCUGUCAGGGCGGGUUUGUACCUGAAUCAUCAUCAUCUGAAAUUGCCACGAGAUUGUUGUGUCUCUCAAGAAGCCACUUUGUUUACGUGUCGACUGUGACUGCCUUCGUUUUCUUCUUUAUGUGUCCACCUUUCCUCUCCUAUGCGGUUUGAGUGCAGUAUUAAAUACGUGUUUUGAAGACUUUUCUACAAAAUGAGGAAUUGUUGAGUCCAUUUCAAUUCAGCCUUAAUAUAUUUGCUUUAUGCCUCGUCUCUUAAUCAUUCAGUGUAAAAAGAAGCUCACCAUAAAUCCUUCUUUUGUUACUUUAUCAUUUUUGCAGAUUUUGAGGACAAGUUUGACUGUGUUUUUAUGGUUUGUGCUAGUUUAUUUGGUAUCUAGAUCUUUUAUUAAAUUGGUAUAAUAUGUGUUUUGUGGGAGUGGAACACCAGGGUCUUGGGGUUGGUUUAAAAUUUAAAAGUGUGCAUUUGAAAGCUUUUUAUAUCCAGAAACAUAAUUCGUCCGUUCAAAGCCAAAGAACUCCAGUUGCCACUGUCUAUUAAUUUGUUUUGGAGUAUUAGAGGAUUCUUGCAAAUUGUCAGAAAUUUUUUUUAUCCUUCAUAUGUUCUUGGUAGAAAAGGAAAUCUACUCCAUAGUUAUCGAAGGGGGGUGGGAAUCUUCUUUGUAGGCAUAAUACCAACCUCAGUUAUUGCUGGUUUUACUGGGAAAGAAAAAAAAAUACCAUCACCAGUCAACCCAGUCAUGCCCACUUUAGUACCACUAAACCCCUAAUCCAGUCAAACCCUGAUGUUUUCCUCCUCUCUGCAUGCUUGCCGUCAGGCUUUGUGUUUGCUUUUUUUGUUGUUGUUCUUCCUCUCUUCACAGCACUUUCCCUUCCUGUUUUAUAGCGUUUUUAUUUUUGAAUUGUUCUGUGGUUUAUGUGAACGACGUUGAAGAGAAAACUUGGAAAAGAAAAACCUUUGUGGCUUAGUACAGUUCAUUCUGAGAUCAUCUGUAUGUUUGUAGCAUCCAUUUACACAGAGCACUAACAAAUAAAACUUUUUUUCAUUUAUAAUUCUGAGCGGUGAUGUUAU